CUCCACCUAAUCUGUUUCAACGCCUUGGAUUCCCCUAGAUUCAAGCAUUCCGCUAGAUUCAAGCAUUCUCUCGUUUUCAUAGUAUCAAUUUGUAUUUAAUCACAGGAGAAAAACCCAGUUGAUAUUUGUCUAAAUUUCUAUGGCAGUUGAAUCCAAAUGGGUGCGAAGAUAUUUCCCGGAGGGUAAUGGAGAUUUAGGGUUUUCUGAUUAAGUCAGGUGAUGGAGGCUUGGUGAUUAUCACUAAGAUGGGAAAUUCAUUUGGGUGCUCGGGUUCUGGUGAGCGCCUCGUUUCAGCUGCAAGAGAUGGGGAUCUGGUUGAAGCUCGAAUGCUCUUGGAGUUCAAUCCAUGCCUCGCAAAAUACUCGACUUUUGGUGGGCUUAAUUCACCUCUUCAUUUUGCUGCUGCGAAAGGCCACAAUGAGAUCGUUACGUUGUUGCUGGAACAUGGUGCAGAUGUCAACUCUAGGAAUUAUUGUGGUCAGACAGCAUUGAUGCAUGCAUGCCGAUAUGGGCAUUGGGAGGUGGUUCAAACCCUUCUACUCUACAGAGCCAAUGUUACAAGAGCAGACUACCUGAGUGGUAGGACAGCUUUGCAUUUUGCAGCUGUAAAUGGUCAUGUACGGUGCAUUAGACUUGUAGUUGCAGAUUUUAUCCCAAGUGCUCCUUAUGAGUCCACUUCCUCGACCAAUGAUGAUCAAUGCGAUAGAUCUUCUUUGAGGAGCAGAUAUGACCAAUAUGCUCUAUCCAAGUUUGUGAACAAGGCAGCCGAUGGUGGCAUAACAGCUCUUCAUAUGGCUGCAUUGAAUGGACAUUCUGAUUGUGUACAGUUGCUGCUCGAUAUUCAUGCAAAUGUUUCUUCUGUGACUUUCCACUAUGGCGCAUCUAUGGAUUUGAUAGGAGCUGGAAGUACUCCUUUGCAUUAUGCUGCAUGUGGAGGAAAUCUGAAAUGUUGCCAGAUCCUUCUUUCAAGACGUGCUAGCCGGUUGACAUUGAACUGCAAUGGGUGGCUACCUCUUGAUGUUGCUAGAAUAUGGGGUCGUCAUUGCCUGGAGCCAUUGUUGGCACCAAUUUCUGACUUGACCUUGCCCACUUUCCCACCAUCCAACUUUCUAUCGUUGCCUCUAAUGAGCAUACUCAAUAUAGCCAGAGAAUGUGGGUUGCAGUCAACGAGUGCCUCCUCUGAUGAUGGCGAUCUUUGUGCUGUCUGCCUGGAGAGAGUUUGUACAGUUGCUGCAGAUGGUUGUGGACAUGGGAUUUGCAUCAGAUGUGCCCUCUAUCUUUGCUCCACCAACAAUAAUACCUUCGAUGUAGUGGGUCCACCUGGCUCCAUACCCUGUCCUCUCUGCCGUAAUGGAAUCGUCGCCUUCUCGAGACUUCCUGGCUUCCCAGGAAAAGACCUCAAACUAAACCUCUCUCUAGGGCUUUGUACGCCAUGUAUGCUCCACUCUUGUGACCCUGAGCCACCUUCAACACUGGCUUCUUCUAAACCCGAAUAUCGAAAGAACAGGGUUGCCUCGGUUUCCUCAGAGCUCUUUUGUUCGGUUUCUUGUAGCCCUUUCCCGUCAGUUGCCAUUCCUUCAUGCACUUGUAAUGAUGACCCUUGUCCUUCUUUGGAAACUGAUGAGAGAGAAAAUCAAGAGAGAGAAACACAAGACCGGACAUCAGAGACUCAAGGAAAUGCUUCUUUGGCAGAGGAGGAGAAGAUGGAAGGGGCGUGGAUAGAGAAAACGAGCUGUUCAAAGAUGUUUUGGAAUAGAAGAAGCUGUCACAGAGAGCAUCAGUGCACAUCGGAGAUAAAUGCUUGACUGGUUUGAAGGAGAGAGCUGCUAAUUCAAUAUGGUGUUGCUGGUUGAAAGGAACUAGGAACUAGGAUACGUUGUUGGGUUUUUACCUGUUUCCAUUUUUUCUCGUUUUCUUUCCCUUCACAGAUGAAGAAAGUAGGCAGGACUCCAACCCAUGUUCCAGUGGUUUCAAGUCACCACGGUUUCGCCACCUUCGGAUUAUUUAACAGAAAUAUGACACACAGGAUAGGAAUCUCUCUCUCUCUCUCUCUCUCUCUCAAUUUGUGUUAAUUGAGGAGUGCCGGCACUCACCGCUUGAUGUACAGACUUGGUGUUGUAAGAGUAAUUCUCCACGAGUAAAUUUGAGGAAUCGGAUCAAAAUGUUUUGAGUAGGCU
Molecule: messenger RNA, 2177 nt
Organism: Amborella trichopoda
Lineage: Eukaryota; Viridiplantae; Streptophyta; Magnoliopsida; Amborellales; Amborellaceae
Product: E3 ubiquitin-protein ligase XBAT33
Molecular function (GO): protein binding
Source: RefSeq, a predicted model, not a curated record